This is a messenger RNA of Danio aesculapii, 3868 nucleotides long. RefSeq names its product elastin microfibril interfacer 1a (gene emilin1a). Gene Ontology annotation, molecular function: protein binding. The record is from RefSeq and is a predicted model, not a curated record. Bases 324 to 3368 code for a protein of 1014 amino acids. The transcript has 8 exons. Lineage: Eukaryota; Metazoa; Chordata; Actinopteri; Cypriniformes; Danionidae.
CGCAUCUUUUCAGGACAGUUUUCACAUUAUGACUGCGCAGACGAUGAAGGAAAAAACCCGGACAUUUCUCAUAAGCGUUUGACUGCGGAGCGUCUGUCAAGUGGAAAAUGACGAGAACAUAUUUUGCGAUUAAUGGACACUGUGCAAAAUUAUGACACCGGUGUAUGAACAGAGACAACACUUAGAACUUUAUGAAUCCUAUCAGCGCUAAACAUCAUCGACUCAUGGAGAGUUAGUGGACUGCUGGACUGCACCUACCAGGCAGAUUUCUACUUUGAAACACUUGGAUGUACUUUUUUAACGAUCGUUUUAACUAAUAAGCCAUGGCACUAUAUUUUGUUUACUUGUCCACUCUCUUGGCUCUGAUUUUACCUGGAGAUAACUGUGCAGCGGGAACUUACGCGUCUCGAUACACUCAACAUGUGGAUGAGAGUCAGUCUGGAGCAGCAGCACAGAGUGGAUCUAAGGUGACCAGCAGACAUAGGAACUGGUGUGCCUACGUAGUGACGCGGACUGUAAGCUGUGUAAUGGAAGAUGGAGUGGAGACUUAUGUCAAACCUGAAUACCAGCGCUGUGCUUGGGGCCAAUGUUCCCAUGUGGUUUUGUAUCGAACUUACAGAAAACCACGGUAUAAGGUUGCCUAUAAAGUGGUAUCAGAGAUGGAAUGGAAGUGCUGUCAUGGUUACUCAGGUGAUGACUGCAGUGAAGGCUCCUCUGCCACACAUGACAGCAGGGGAAGACCUACUGGUGAAGAAGGGAGAAGUGACAGUGAAAAGAUUAGACAACUUGAGGAACAAAUACAAAGCUUGAAUAAAAACCUUCACAACCUCCAAAAGAAAAUAUAUGAAGAAUCCCAAAGGGAAGGCAUCAGCGGUGCUAACAAUCUGGCAGACGCUGCCCAGCCAGGGAUGAAAGAGACCAUUCACAGCAUCCAGACCAAACUGGACAUGCUGGACAACAUGACACGAGUCCAUGACAAGACCCUCACAAGCAUCAACAACCACUUUGUGGGCGGCAAUGGAAUUGAGAAUGAGUUGGACAGUCGCUACGGCACACUUAAAGAGGAGAUUCUCCGGGAGCUUGAACGUCGGGUGACACUGUCUUGUUCGUCUUGCCAAACCGGAGUGGAGAGUAUACAAAGGCAACAUCAGGAAGACAGAGAGAGAAUCCGAGAGCUGGAGAAGCACAUCAGUGUGAUGGAGCAGCACCACCAGCAAACCUUAGACAUGCUAUCACGCUCUCAGAGUUGCUGUGAUUCCCUGGACAGGAAGCUCAGUGCAAUUGACAGAAAGGUCAGUUCGACUGCAGAGACAUACGAUAUCCUUAGAGGACGUCUUGAGAAGGAGCUAAGAGGUAAUGGCAAUGGAGGUCGUGGAAAAGCGAUGGAGGAAAAACUGAAUAACCGCCUUCGAGACCUGGAGAGGAGAUUGAAUGGGACUGUGAGAAAAACUGAGCAAAAAUGCUCCCAUACUGAGACAAGUAUGAAGGAGUUUGUCCAGAGAGAGAUUGGCCAGAUAAAGAACUCAGUCCUCGGUCGAAAUGAUGAUCAUGGUUAUAGAAUAUCUACAAUGGAGAUAGACGUCCAAGACUUGAAACGUUUUAUUAACGAUCAUAAAAAUAACCUGGAACGGUUAGGGAACAAAACAAACGAUCUUGACAGUGGGCUUAAGUCAGCAAUUCAUUUGUGCACAGAGACGUGUGCUGCAAAAGGGAGUGAGACAGAAGAUUCUGUGAAAAGUCUGGAAUGGAAGGUUGUUGCCAAUGAGGAGGACAUUAAGAAGUUUGACACCAAGCUAAAGGAUUUAAGCGUGUCUGGUGACUCCUUAUUGGACCGCGUUAUAGAUCUCAGUAAGGACAUUCAAAAAAUUAAGGAUCUGACAGGACAAAAUGGAGAACACUUUAACCAAAUCGUCACCGAUGUGGAGAAUCUGGGACGUGAUUGUGACGUAUGCAGCUCGAUAGAUGGUGAACUACAAAAAAUAAGAAACACGACAAGCUAUGCUUUCGACAAUUUCCAGGGAGAGCUUACAUAUUUACGCAGAAAGAUAUAUUCAGAUGAGCACGUUUGCUCACAGGUGUGCUCAAACCUCCAGGAGGAAGUGGGCAAACUGAAAGAAGAGGUUGAAAAAUGCACAGGUCAAUGCAUGAUCAGUAUGGCUGACCAGAAGAGGAACGUAGACAAUCAAAAUACUGUAACUCGCAAGCUUGGCAAAGACCUCAAAUCUAUUCAGGGCGAGCUUACAGGGAUUCUCCAAACAUUCAACUCUAUCAACGAUACUCUAAAAGGCCUCAGGAGCACCAUACAGAAGCAUGGCAACAAUAUUACUGAUCUGAACACGUCUAAGGGCAAAAUCUACUUGGAGUUAGAUCAGAUUUAUGAUGAUCUGAACAAGCACAAACUGGACAGCAAAGGACAUUUUGACAGCAUUAGUAGCUUUAACAGCAACUUGAUGACUGAAAUGGGAGAAUGCAGACUUUCUCGAGAAGGCCUGGAUAAGAGGCUCUCAAAGAUGGAGGAUGUCUGCGGUAGACUGGAUACUUUGUCAGAGAACCUUAAGACAAUUAAAGAUGGCCUGAGCAAACACGUCUCUGGGCUUUGGACUUGUGUUAAUGAUCUAAACUCCACAGUUAUCUCACAUGGUGAGACCAUCAGCCGCAUUCAUAAUGUUCACUUGGAGAACAUUCAAGGCAGGAUGAACAAUCUUAACUCUUCUAUACGCAAUGUUCUCAAGGAGUUCCAGACCUUCACUGAGCGGGACUUUACUGGACCUCCAGGUCUGCCAGGUCCUCAAGGAGAGAAAGGAUCUAAAGGACCACCUGGGCCACGAGGACCUCUUGGAAAGGAAGGCCCACAAGGGAGAGUGGGGUCGGUAGGACCCCCAGGCCUUAGAGGUGAACAAGGACCUCCUGGAAAGGAUGCCAAUGUUCCAAGACUGUCAUUCUCAGCAGCCCUCACAAGACCCCAAGCCAGUUCAGGCACAAUUAUCUUCAACAAGGUCUUUAUCAAUGAAAGAAAGGCCUACAAUCCAAAAACAGGUGUGUUCACUGCUCCAGUGAAGGGGCGAUACUUCUUCAGUGCAGUCUUGACAGGUCACAAGAAUGUCAAGAUAGAGGCGGUUUUAUCCAAAUCCAAUUUUGGCAUUGCCCGUGGAGAUUCAGCAGGCUAUCAGCCUGAGGGUCUUGAGAAACCCAUGGCUGAAGCACGGCACACUCCCGGUUCUCUGGUCAUUUUUAAUAUCAUACUUCCUCUGCAGGAGGGAGAAACAAUCUGCAUUGAUUUGGUAACAGGCAAACUUGCCCACUCAGUGGAGCCGCUCACGAUCUUCAGUGGGAUGUUGCUCUAUGAGGAAUCAGAGGACAGACUGUAAGGCUCAUUUUAGACUCACUGAGGACAAAGACGGAUGUAAAAUAUUUGUAUGGUGAAUUUUUUUUUGAAGAACAGUUUAUAUAUAUAUAUAUUCAGCGCUGAUACAAAAUAUAUGCAAGUUUCAUUUAUGGCAGGCCACAAGGACACGCAAGAAGAAUAUAUUUUUAUCUAUUAUCAGAACAACGGACUGAGACUUUUUAAAAUAUGUUUAUGUUUUUAUAUAUAUAUACUGUAUACUGUAUGUGAGUGUCAUGUUUUUUUUAUAGUAUAAUGCAGAUUUGAGCAGAAAAGAUCUUUCUUAAAAAAGCCAACACACACAUCACUUUUUGUCCUGAAGAGCGACUGCUAAACUGGGAUUUAAAUAUCUUAUUACACAUCAAAUUAAAACAGUCAUCAAGUGUUGAAUGGUGAUUUACAUCAGUGUUUUGAUCUGUGCUGCUAUAAUCUUUCAUACUUUUCAAUGUGAUUUUUUUGACUGUUACAUUAAAAAACAAAGAACUC